AUGGCGAGCACCAACCGCCCAGCAGACCCAUUGGCGAAGGGCAUCAUCCCCACCGCCAAACAGAGUCUCAAGGAUCUCUUCACUUGGGACCAACGUGUAGUCGUUCGCAAUGACUACGGCGAGGAGCACUGCGAGUGGCAGAAGCCAGAGCCUCUCAAGAAUCCUAUCAGCCUGUUCGCUCAACUCGGAGUUAAGGAUUGGCUGUACUUCCUUGUCGGAUUCCUCGCAUGGACUGCCGACGCCUUUGACUUCCACGCGCUGUCAAUUCAGACUACCAAGCUUGCCGACUACUACGACACCUCAAACACUGCUAUCUCGACGGCCAUCACCCUAACACUGCUUCUCCGCUCCGUCGGUGCUGCUAUGUUUGGCGUGGCUGGCGAUAAGUUCGGUCGAAAGUGGCCCAUGGUUCUUAACAUGAUCAUCUUGGGUCUUCUCCAGGUUGCUACCAUCUACGCUGGAACUUUCCAGCAAUUCUUGGCUGUACGGAGUCUCUUCGGUCUCUUCAUGGGAGGUGUCUACGGAAACGCCAUCUCCAUGGCGCUUGAGAACUGCCCGGUCAACGCCCGUGGUCUUAUGAGUGGUAUCCUACAGCAAGGUUACUCAUUCGGUUAUGUGCUCGCAGCUUGCGCCAACUUGGGUGUCGGUGGUGCGACCAACACCUGGAAGACCGUCUUCUGGGUCGGCGCCGGUUUCUCGAUCGCUGUCGGUCUCAUCCGCGUAUGCUUCCCUGAAUCGAAGCAGUUCCUAGAGGCAAAGAAGGCUGGGCACAAGAAGGCGCCCGGUGCCUUCUGGGCCGAGACAAAGCAGAUGCUUCGCAAGGAGUGGAAGAUGUGUGUCUACUGCAUCAUCCUCAUGACUUGGUUCAACUACUACUCCCACACGAGCCAAGACAGCUACACUACUUUCAUGAAGGAGCAGAAGCAUCUCAGCCCCGCAGGUGCUACCCGUGCUUCCAUCCUGAUGAAGACCGGUGCCUGUGUCGGUGGUACCAUUCUUGGAUACACCUCGCAAUGGUUCGGUCGUCGCCGCAUGAUCGUCUGCGCUGCCUUGAUCUCCGCUUGCCUUAUCCCCGCCUGGGUCCUCCCCACCACUGAGCGUGGUCUAUCCGCAUCUGGCUUCAUGAUCCAAUUCUUUGUCCAGGGCGCUUGGGGUGUCAUUCCCAUCCACUUGAGCGAGCUGUCACCACCUGCUUUCCGAUCCUCUUUCGUCGGUAUCACCUACCAGCUCGGAAACAUGAUUUCCUCGCCCUCCGCUCAGAUCGUCAACGCCGUCGCCGAGGCCACUAUGAUCAGCACUGCAAAGGGCGAGCAGUCUCCCGCUUACGGACCAGUCAUGGCUGUUGCGACUGCAAUCAUCGCUCUCGGUAUUGCUGUCACUACUGCUCUUGGCCCCGAGAAGAAGGGUCGUCACUUCGAGGAGGCUGGUCCUAUCGGUGCCAACAUUGAGCCCGUCAAGGAUAUUGAGACUGGUAGCAUGCACAGCGAGAAGGACGGUGUCAAGGCAGUUGAGGUUGUUGACGGCUCCAACCACAACGAGAAGGCUUGA
Alternaria ethzedia is the source of this 1548-nucleotide messenger RNA. RefSeq lists its product as uncharacterized. The transcript has 5 exons. NCBI's taxonomy places the organism in Eukaryota, Fungi, Ascomycota, Dothideomycetes, Pleosporales, Pleosporaceae. Gene Ontology annotation, cellular component: plasma membrane. Gene Ontology annotation, molecular function: carboxylic acid transmembrane transporter activity. The record is from RefSeq and is a predicted model, not a curated record. Bases 1 to 1548 code for a protein of 515 amino acids. Gene Ontology annotation, biological process: carboxylic acid transport; transmembrane transport.